Messenger RNA from Lasiosphaeria miniovina, 624 nucleotides. RefSeq lists its product as uncharacterized. The transcript has a single exon. The record is from RefSeq and is a predicted model, not a curated record. Bases 1 to 624 code for a protein of 207 amino acids. NCBI's taxonomy places the organism in Eukaryota, Fungi, Ascomycota, Sordariomycetes, Sordariales, Lasiosphaeriaceae.
AUGGCUCCCACUCUCCGCCUCCCACGGGAGAUCCACGUCCCCACUCUAUCACAAGUCGAGCACGCUGUGGCCCGCGCGGCCGCCGCCAUCCUCGAACCCACCAAGACCACAAGGCAGGGCGUGUUCCGGCGGCAGUCGGCGACAGGGACGACAGUGACGGGCACGACGGUAACAAUCGUAGCCAGCCCAGGCGAUGGGACGUCGACGUCGAGCAACACGAACACCAACGCGACGUCGGCGCAGACGCUCAGCGGCGGCGCCAUCGCCGGCAUCGUCGUCGGGUCCGUCGCCGGCCUGCUGCUGCUGAUCUGGAUCAUCCGCAGCUGCACCAACCUGGGCGCGCCGCCCGCCGACCCGCCGGCACGCGGCGCCGCCUGGUACGAUGGCGUGCGGAGCGAGCACCAACCCAUGCCGCCGCCGUCGCCGCGCCACCGCUCGCGCUCGCGCCACUCGCACCAGCACCACCACUCGCACUCGCACUCACACUCGCACUCGCGCCCGCGCCGCUCCUCGGACCUGCGAGAGGUCCGCGAGGUCCGCGAGGUCCGCGAGGUCCAGCCCGUCGCCGUGUAUCGCGAUGAUCGGAGGAGAGAGCGGAGGAGUCGGAGUCGGAGUCGGUACUGA